Chaetomium fimeti is the source of this 318-nucleotide messenger RNA. RefSeq lists its product as uncharacterized. The transcript has a single exon. NCBI's taxonomy places the organism in Eukaryota, Fungi, Ascomycota, Sordariomycetes, Sordariales, Chaetomiaceae. Bases 24 to 308 code for a protein of 94 amino acids. The record is from RefSeq and is a predicted model, not a curated record.
CCUCGAACUCUCACUAUUUUCUAAUGCUUCAUGGCAAGAAAUCCCAAGCCCUUGGCUCGAGAAUCGGGCAUCUUGGCCGUGAGAAACAGCGUCGCCAAGCAGGGGAAGUUGCGUUGCAUGGAAGUUGCUCCCUCCGCAUCUUCCGCGCUUUCUCCCGUGGAUGUGUGGCUCCUUCCCCUGGAAAACUCAGGGGCGGCGCCUAUGCGUGCGGCACUUCACCUGCAGACCUCCCUCGCCCCGCCUUUGAGGGCUCGGUCCAGACCUUGGAUGGAGGUUUGCAUUCCGCUUCCAGAGGUCGCUCCUCGUAAACUCAAAGCC